AAACUGAAUAAGCAGAAAAAACCCAAUUCAAAUAGGGUGAAACAAUAUCAUAAGGUAAAACUUGCUGCUUAUGCUUCUAUGGCCUCUGCGGUCGGGUCAAAACGAGCUUGGAGUCGGGCCUUGCUUUUGAAGAUCCGAAACCGAGGUCUGACCCGAGCCCUGGUGAAGAAAAGAGUAGACGAAGAAAACCCUGGAGAAGAGACUGGAUUUGGAUAUACAAAUGAGCUGAGAAAGCUUGUACCAGGUGGUGAAGUAAUGGAUUUCUACAACUUGUUAGAUGAAACUGCUGAUUAUAUCAAGUGCCUUUCAUCACAGGUACAGGUUAUGAGAAAUAUUCUUGAUCUAUUUUCGUCCUGA
This is a messenger RNA of Nicotiana tabacum (common tobacco), 357 nucleotides long. NCBI's taxonomy places the organism in Eukaryota, Viridiplantae, Streptophyta, Magnoliopsida, Solanales, Solanaceae. The record is from RefSeq and is a predicted model, not a curated record.